Messenger RNA from Colletotrichum godetiae, 480 nucleotides. RefSeq lists its product as uncharacterized. Lineage: Eukaryota; Fungi; Ascomycota; Sordariomycetes; Glomerellales; Glomerellaceae. The transcript has a single exon. The coding region runs from base 1 to 480 and encodes 159 amino acids. The record is from RefSeq and is a predicted model, not a curated record.
AUGCUCCCGGCGCCGUGGUGCCGUGGGCAGGCAUGCGCACUGCUCCGUGGCGAGAGCGUGGCUCCAUCUUCAUCUAAAAUCGACGGGGGGUUGAAACCAGGAUAUCCAGCGGGGGUGGGAACCCGCGUUGAGGUCAGCCGGCGGCCCUUUUGCGCGCGAAACAAUACUGUAAAAAACAUGUCAAGACGGACCGGACUGCGCCAAGAGCCUCAAUUCGAUGACAGUCUCGAAUUUCCUUUCGUCGAGGGAUGUGGACGAUCAGAGGGGUUUGGUGUCACUAAUCUAGGGCUGAAAGUUGCAAUCCCCGUUCCCCCCUUCCCCUUCUUUGUCAAGAAUGGGCUUGAACUGACGUUAGUCAUGCUCAACUUCAAGCAUACGGCGUGCCAUAAUACCGCUCAUGAUAUAACCUCCUCCCCCGAAUCCCCUCUACUCCAAACAGCCUACCCGGCCCCUCCUUUUCUUUUCCUUCCCGCAUCUUGA